UUUGGUGUCAUUUAAGCAUAGAUUCAACAGUAAAGCCAACGCCAGACUCGACAGGACUGAUGUCUCGGCAAACGUGUCCUCAUAUAAGACUAUUGUCUCUAAUUUGGACAAACAUUUUACCAAAUCAUCACUCAAUAAACUCUUUGAUUUCAAUAUCAAUUCAUUUGUAUUUGUUUUAAGUCUUUUGCUGACCGACUGAAGAGAUGAUAGCAAACGUUUGACGGCUCGUGAAAUGUCAUUGUUUUCAACACUUCUGUUGUGGCUAUCAUUGAAUGUGAUUACUGAAUGAUGCAGUAAUAGUGAUAUAUCUGGUAUUUGAUCCAUCGGUGAUCAUUUGAAUGUAAACAUAAACACAUGUAUUAUAAAGUUUUGCUUAUUAUUGCAUAAGAGGGCGGUGUUUGUCAUGUGUUUGCAGUGAAGCAGUCUUUACAGUAAUUGACGAGUGAUUUGUGUUGUUGUCAAACACAUUGCAAUACAAUUCAAUACAAUUCAAUACAAUUCAAUACAUUUCAAUACAAUUCAAUACAAUUCAAUACAAUGCGUGUAUUAAUCGAGUGUUUAAAUACAAUCAUUUAAUUAACACUUGAUUUGACAAUAGUUUUGAUGAUUGUAUUGAAACUUACAGUUAGUUGAAGUGUUUGUCUACUUAAGUGAUAAUUAAUGUAAUGAUCAGUGGUUUUGGUUGUAGUCUUGACUGACAAAUAUGGACAACGACUUGAUUAGAGUUAAGGCCGCCUUCAAUGGUGAAGUGAUGGUCAUCUACAUCAAGGAUGACAUAUAUCUCAACGAUCUAUGCAAUGAAAUGCGAGAGAUUUGUCGCUUUAGUCAACAACAAAACUUUACAAUGAAAUGGGUCGAUGAAGAAGGAGAUCCCUGUGUCAUAUCAUCACAAGCAGAACUCGAAGAGGCCAUACGUUUAUAUGAGUUAAAUAAAGACUCGGAGAUUACAAUCCAUGUAUUUGCAAGUAUACCACAAUAUCCCGGCCUUCCGUGUCCCGGUGAAGACAAAAGUAUUUACCGCAGAGGAGCCCGCAGAUGGAGAAAGCUUUAUAAACUCAAUGGACAUACAUUUCAAGCCAAAAGAUUUAAUAGAAGGGCAUUCUGUGCCUAUUGUGAGGAUCGCAUUUGGGGGUUAGGACGUCAGGGAUUUAAAUGUAUUAAUUGUAAACUAAUGGUACAUAAGAAAUGUCAUAAAUUAUUUAAGCAUCACUGUAGCGGUCAAAUUGAUCAGCACUCGUCUGAAAGCACACCGUCUACUCCCGGACAACAAACCACUCGGAAUGACUCGAAUGGCAUUCAAAUUAUACAUCAAUCAAAUCUGCAUCGGACGGGAACACCGGGUCGAAAGAAACACUCAGCCAGUAGUAUAUUGCCUGUCAUUUCUGUACACAAUGAUAAUGAUAAUCAAGAUAUGAGAUCCGGACAAGAAGUUGAUGCAAAUAAUGACAAUUACAACGCUAGUGAGUCAUCGCAAUAUUCAAUGAAAGAUUUUGAAUUACUUCGUGUUAUUGGUCGCGGCUCUUAUGCCAAAGUAUUAAUGGUUGAACUAAAAAAAACCAGAAGAAUUUAUGCCAUGAAAGUAAUAAAAAAAGAAUUGGUUACCGACGAUGAAGACAUUGAUUGGGUUCAAACCGAAAAACAUGUUUUUGAAACGGCUUCUAAUUAUCCAUUUUUAGUCGGACUUCACUCAUGUUUUCAAACUGCCAGUCGACUAUUUUUUGUGAUUGAGUUUGUCCGCGGCGGUGAUCUUAUGUUUCAUAUGCAACGACAACGACGUUUACCUGAAGAACACGCGCGCUUCUAUGCCGCAGAAAUAUCAUUGGCACUCAAUUUCCUACAUGAGAGAGGAAUUAUCUAUAGAGAUCUAAAACUUGAUAACGUUUUACUUGACCACGAGGGACACGUAAAGCUUACUGAUUACGGAAUGUGUAAAGAGGGAAUUAGACAGGGAGAUACAACCAGUACGUUUUGUGGAACUCCUAAUUAUAUUGCACCUGAAAUACUUCGAGGAGAAGAUUAUGGUUUUGAACCUGACUGGUGGGCACUGGGCGUUUUAUUAUAUGAGAUGCUUGCGGGUCGAUCUCCAUUUGAUAUUGUGGGCGCCACCGAUAAUCCUGACCAAAACACGGAAGACUUUUUGUUUCAAGUUAUUCUUGAGAAGACUAUACGUAUUCCCCGAUCUAUUUCAGUUAAGGCACAAUCUGUACUCAAAGGGUUUCUUAAUAAGAAUCCAAGUGAACGAUUAGGAUGUCAUCCGGAAACGGGAUUUCAAGAUAUUACGAGUCAUCCAUUUUUCCGAACUAUUGAUUGGGAAGCGUUGGAAGCUAAACAAGUAACACCACCUUAUAAACCUAAAUUAGAAACUGAUCGGGACUUAGAGCACUUUGAUCCGCAAUUCACUAAUGAACCGGUUCAGCUCACACCUGAUGACCCGAAAACCAUUGAGAAGAUCGAUCAAUCAGAGUUCGAGGGUUUUGAAUACGUAAAUCCACUUUUAAUGUCACUCGAAGACAAUGUAUAAUUAAACCAAAUU
Oppia nitens is the source of this 2533-nucleotide messenger RNA. RefSeq names its product protein kinase C iota type-like (gene aPKC). The record is from RefSeq and is a predicted model, not a curated record. Gene Ontology annotation, biological process: establishment or maintenance of cell polarity; protein phosphorylation. The coding region runs from base 704 to 2521 and encodes 605 amino acids. Lineage: Eukaryota; Metazoa; Arthropoda; Arachnida; Sarcoptiformes; Oppiidae. The transcript is spliced from 11 exons. Gene Ontology annotation, molecular function: protein binding; ATP binding; protein serine/threonine kinase activity.